AUGUCUUCCUCCCGGUCCCCAGGAUCCGGUACUAACACGCCAAAGGCCUCGACCUAUCUGAUGCCCACCAGUCCUUCCGCCAAGAGCUCGGUCUCUUUCGGGGAUGCCCUCAAACCACAAAUUUCAAAGACCACCGGUCACAAACCUGCCUGCCUGGUGAAUGCCUCGGUCACAUAUUGCGGGAACGAUCAAAUCUAUGCGUUUGGGGGCUUCGACCAGUUUACGGACGAAGUCUACAAUCACGUGCUGAGGCUGAAUCUGAAGACGCUAAAUUGGACGCUAGUGGACAACUAUGGAGACAUCCCUGGCGUGCGUAUGGGGCAUUCCGCCUCGCUCUAUCAAGGCGACAAACUGCUGGUGUAUGGUGGAGAAAACGAGCACCGUGAAUAUUUGUCGGACGUGGUCAUUCUCAACCUCAAAGAUCAUCAUUGGACUCAGCCCGACAUUCAAGGACCCAUCCCUAAAGGCCGCGCGCGGCACGCUGCAGUCGUCUAUGAGGACAAAUUAUUUGUCAUUGGUGGUCUGACGGGGGAAGCUAACUACAUCCUCGAUGAUAUCUGCUAUCUCGAUCUCAAAACCUGGACAUGGUCCAAAACUUGGAGCUUUGUUCAAAGAUUCGACCACAGUGCAUGGAUUUGGGGCGGUCGGCUCUGGGUUCUGGGUGGAUUGGGUGCUGAUAUGGAGCGCCCAUCUGAAAUAUGGUGGCUGGAUCUCAAAGGAAACCCUGCUCUUUCGGGAUCGGGAAGACAAUAUUCGACAAUGGGUCGAAUGGCCCCUGCUCGACAUGAUCAGUUCUUGCACCCCAUGCGGGCCGACCGGAGUGAUACGUACACGGCGAACUCGGGCAGCAUCCACAUUCGUUCUUCUCGACGAGAAAAACCCACUGCGCCGGGUGCAAUAUCGUCUCUGAAAUUUGUGUCUGGGCCACAUGUACCGCUUCAAUCGUCAGGCACUCAUUUCCACGUCUGCUCGUCCGGAUCUCUCCUCGAUUUUGUCACGCCAUCAUCAACCAUUCGUCACAAUGAAUGCAACCUGUCGUCUCUCGAGCUGGACUCAUUGAGAUGGCAGCGCUUGGUAGAAGGGCCCGAGCUCUUCAAGCCUGGGUACAAAUGGCAUUAUUGCACCAUCAAUGAAGAUGGGACCCAGGUGUGGCUCCUUGGUUCCCCUGCUGAUGAGGCCACCACCUCUACCCAAGAGUUGCAAUUGAGCGAAGUUCUGGCCGUCGACCUCAAGAGAUAUGGCUUGCUCGGCUCCCAGGAUUCGACUUUGUCGUCGGAGCAAAACCGUAUCCUUGCUUCUGAACGACAAACAGUCCACAACGCCUCCGCUUUUGGUGUCGGUUCAGGACUUGGUGCCGAUUUUGCGUUGAUCUUCGACCAGCCUCCUGAAUCCAACAGCAUGAGCGAUUUUAUCAUCACCGCCAAUCUUGACACGGUGGAUGACGACGAAGCAUCAGAAGUCAGCUCACAACUUCGUUUUUCGCCCAACUCGGCCAGCAGUCCAAUGUUCCUGUCAGACACUUCCAACAUAUCUCAACCGAUCCACGUCCAUAAAAUGAUCCUUCAAGCCCGGUGGCCGCACUUCAAACGUCUCUACGCGGCCAAAAUGAUCGAAUAUCAGACCUCACGCAUGCACAUUCCCGAGCCAUAUUCGGUUGUUCGUGCUUUCCUGUACUACUUAUAUACCGACAGCAUCGCGCCACACCCCGACUUCUGUCGAGAUCUUAACGAUGUGGCAGGGAUGCUGGUUAUGGCUAACUUGUACGACAUGCCCAGGCUUCGCCUUCUGUGUGUAAAUCGCCUCUCCCGCGAGAUCGACAUUGAACAUGCUGCUGUCAUCUGGGAGCGUGCCGGUCGAACUGGAGAGGACUGGUUGAGAGCACGCGCGGCACGGUUCUGUCUGAUGAAUUGGGGCCGGAUCGUGAGGACCGAAGGCUUUAGAAGUCUCAGCCGUCAGAGUCUCAUGGAAUUGUGUGAGGCCGGGGAUAUGGAAGGCCGAGUCGUAGGUGGUGAGGAGCUUGACGACGCCGGUGCUGACGCAUUUGCAUUUGGUGGCCAUCGGUAUCGAAGAAGAAGUCAUCGACCGAGCGAGGCGGCGGAUGAAACCGAAGGGGAUGACGAAGAUGGUAUGGAUAUCAAUUGA
Messenger RNA from Rhinocladiella mackenziei CBS 650.93, 2142 nucleotides. RefSeq lists its product as uncharacterized. Bases 1 to 2142 code for a protein of 713 amino acids. Lineage: Eukaryota; Fungi; Ascomycota; Eurotiomycetes; Chaetothyriales; Herpotrichiellaceae. The transcript has a single exon. Gene Ontology annotation, molecular function: protein binding. The record is from RefSeq and is a predicted model, not a curated record.